This is a messenger RNA of Lactuca virosa, 882 nucleotides long. NCBI's taxonomy places the organism in Eukaryota, Viridiplantae, Streptophyta, Magnoliopsida, Asterales, Asteraceae. The record is from the annotation of a GenBank genome assembly.
CCUUCUUCAUCUUGCCCUUUCUUCACUCUCAAGUAGCCUUCUUUUCUCUGCCGUCGUGGUUGUGGAUCACCAGAGUUACUCGACUGCAGUUUUAAACGAUGAGUUGCAAUGGAUGUCGAGUCCUACGAAAAGGAUGUAGUGAGAGUUGUAUUCUACGACCAUGUUUACAGUGGAUCCAAACUCCGGAAGCUCAGGCCCACGCCACCGUCUUCGUGGCCAAAUUCUUCGGCCGUUCUGGCUUGAUGACUUUUAUCUCCGCCGUUCCUGAUCAUCAACGUCAAUCUCUGUUUCAAUCGCUAUUGUUUGAAGCGGCUGGCCGGACUGUAAAUCCAGUGAACGGCGCCGUCGGGCUACUAUGGACAGGCAACUGGCACGUGUGUCAGGCGUCGGUUGAGACGAUCCUCCGAGGAGGUACGUUAAGGCCGAUCCCGGAGCUUCUGAACGGACAUCCAGCGAUGCUGGAUGUCGGUGAUUCAUCGGAAACAGACGUAACGUGUACUGACAUGUUCAAGCUUCAUGAUCAUGAUCAUGAUCCAAUCUCGUAUUCACGAUCGAAGGUACAGAAACGGCGGCGAGGAUGUGAGAUGCAAUCUAACAUGACCCAGUUACAGGAUCUUGAUCUGAGUUUAAACCAGAGUUUUCAUGAGGAAAAACGACUGCCGGAGAAUCAGCGACUGGGAAGCCCGUCGAUGAACUCCGAAGAUUCUGUGACUACGACGUGGUUGGAUGGUGCUUUACGAGAUUAUAAUUACAGUCCAGGAACAAGAGGAGAUGAAAACCUGCAAAUUUUGAAUUUAUUUAACUGAUUAACUCGAUGGAUACUAUUUUUAGUAUGAUAUACCGUAAUUUUGUUCUUAGCUUUCCCAUUUUGUUUCAUAGAAA